UGUCCGUUAACUGUGUGUCACAGCAUUGUGUGUCUUUGUAUCAUAGCAUUGUGUGCUUGUCUGUCAUAGCAUUGUGUAUCUGGUUGUCAUAGCACUGUGUGCCUGUGUCACAGAAUUGUAUGUCUGUGUGUCAUAGCAUUGUGUGUCUGUGUAUCACAGCAUUGUGGGUGUGUGGGUGCUCCUGUGCGUGACAGCAGCUUCUGUUUGUAUGUGACCUCAGUGUGCAUGUGACAAUAAUGUGUGUGUGAGACAGUAGGGCGUGUGAGAGACAGAAGUGUAAACUGUAUCUGUGAGAGAGGGUGUGUGGCCUGCACCUAACCGCAGUGUGUGUGUGUGAUCUGUAUAAAGAAUCUAAAAAUUAUGCGUGUUUAUUUGUACCUGUAACAUCCUACUGGGUGGAUUGUGUUAGUGAUACAGUGUGUCAGUGGCCCUAGUGUAUGCAUGAUUGUGUGCAAGGAAAAGCAGUUGCUAUGAUUGGGCCCCAGUGCACAUGAUAACAACGCUUGUGGCAUUUUGUGUCAGAGUGUUUAAGUUGUGCAGCUAGGCCUCAGUAUUGCUAUACAAUUACUGUGUGUUUGUGUUUGUUUAUGUGGACAGUUGUGCUUGUUUUGUCUCUACCUGUGCAUGUUAGUGACCCAUUCUGCAACAUUACACUGGCAUAUCAGCAUUCCCACACUUUCCCUUAUACACACACACACUGCCUCUGUUCCACUGUGGGGCUCUUCCUCCCAAUACCCGUACCCAGCUCUCAUUUUCGAUUGGGGUACAAUGACUGCCAGAGCAGGCCUUGGAUUUUGGGCGGCAAGUUGCUACGGACAGAGGAAUGACUCUCCCAAUUUUUCCCCUGUUGUACUGGAUUGCUGAGAGAUUCCACUUCCCUGUUUGUGGCUCAUCGCUUGGCCAUGUCCCCCCCUGCGUCAGCGGCAAGUGAAAGCAGCACAGGAUCAGUACCGCAGGAGGAACCCGAUACUCUGCGAGAACUGCAAAGGCCGGUCAAGCAGUCACUCAGCAAGUCUCUGUGCCGAGAGUCCCACUGGAAAUGUCUUCUGCUCUCCUUGCUCAUCUACGGCUGCAUGGGAGCAAUGAUCUGGUGCCACGUUACCAAGGUCACACGUCUGACCUUUGACAGUGCAUACAAGGGCAACUCUAUGAUGUACCAUGACAGCCCUUGCUCUAAUGGAUAUGUCUACAUCCCGCUGGCCUUCCUUAUGAUGCUUUACGUGGUGUACCUGGUGGAAUGCUGGCACUGCUUCACACGGAAUGAGAUGCAAUAUAAGGUUGACUUGGAAAGUGUGCAGGAACGUGUGCAGAGGAUGCAACAGGCCACUCCAUGCAUCUGGUGGAAGGCCAUCAGUUAUCAUUAUGUGCGCAGGACACGCCAAGUGACGCGGUAUCGUAAUGGAGAUGCUUACACCACCACCCAAGUGUACCAUGAGCGGGUCAAUACCCACGUGGCAGAGUCUGAGUUUGAUUACUCCAACUGUGGAGUCAAGGACGUCUCCAAGGAUCUCACUGACUUGGACAGUUACCCUGUCACUCGCCUGAGGUUUACCAAGUGCUUUAGCUUCGCCAAUGUGGAAUCAGAGAACUCAUACCUGACCCAACGGGCCAGAUUCUUCACUGAGAAUGAGGGGCUGGAUGACUACAUGGAGGCUCGGGAGGGCAUGCAUCUAAAAAAUGUGGACUUUAAAGAAUACAUGGUUGCAUUUUCUGACCCAGAUAAUCUUCCAUGGUAUGUGUCGCACUAUGUUUUCUGGGCAGCAGCCCUCUUCACUCUUUCGUGGCCCUUGAGAGUACUGAUUGAAUAUCGCACUUCAUACGUGCACUACCAUGUUGAAAAACUCUUUGGCUUUGACUACACACCAGUAACAUCCUCUGAGGAGCAGACACUAUGCCGGAGGAUGCCCCGAGUGAAUACCAUUGAUAGCACUGAGUUAGAGUGGCAUAUUCGAUCCAACCAACAGUUGGUGCCCAGUUAUUCUGAAGCUGUUCUGAUGGAUCUAGUGGGCAUCUCAACAAGCUACACAGCCUGCCGGUACACACGGGGCUACCGUCAGAACUGCGAUCGGUGCCACCGAACCAUCAGUAGUUCUUCCAUCUUCUCACGCAGUGCUCUGAGCAUCUGUAAUGCCACUCCCAGAAUCCCCUUCAGCAGUAGCCGUUUCUCCCUUGGACGACUGUAUGGGUCACGUCGCAGUUGCCUGUGGCAAAGUCAUAGUGAGAGCUUAAAUGAGCAAGGUGGCCCCACCGAGCAGACAAGGCUCUCCAGUCAGGUUACAGUAGAAGAAGAAGAACCCCCAACCUACCAGGAUGCCCUCUACUUCCCUAUCCUUAUUGUCCACCGUAAUGAGGGCUGUAGAAACCAUGAUCAUCGGCAUCUCCAUCGCAAUGGAUCCUGUGUGGAGACCUCACUGUGACUUCCUUUGGAAGA
Xenopus laevis (African clawed frog) is the source of this 2431-nucleotide messenger RNA. RefSeq names its product transmembrane protein 151B. The coding region runs from base 903 to 2417 and encodes 504 amino acids. The transcript has 2 exons. The record is from RefSeq and is a predicted model, not a curated record. Lineage: Eukaryota; Metazoa; Chordata; Amphibia; Anura; Pipidae.